Messenger RNA from Indicator indicator, 3549 nucleotides. It is a transcript of the gene GRM1, whose product is annotated as glutamate metabotropic receptor 1. The coding region runs from base 1 to 3549 and encodes 1182 amino acids. Gene Ontology annotation, biological process: G protein-coupled glutamate receptor signaling pathway; regulation of synaptic transmission, glutamatergic. The transcript has 8 exons. NCBI's taxonomy places the organism in Eukaryota, Metazoa, Chordata, Aves, Piciformes, Indicatoridae. Gene Ontology annotation, molecular function: G protein-coupled receptor activity involved in regulation of postsynaptic membrane potential; adenylate cyclase inhibiting G protein-coupled glutamate receptor activity. The record is from RefSeq and is a predicted model, not a curated record. Gene Ontology annotation, cellular component: postsynaptic density membrane.
AUGUGCAGGCAAGAGGAGCCCAUGAAAUUCGUAACCUGGGUCUGGAUGACAUCGUGCAACAAAAUGAUUGGUGUGCUGCUUGUCUUUUUCCCUGCUCUGCUCCUGGAGAUGGACGUGCUGCCCAGGAGUGACGGGAGGAAGGUUCUUCUCUCCGCAGGCUCCUCGCAGCGCUCGGUGGCUCGGAUGGACGGGGAUGUCAUCAUCGGCGCCCUCUUCUCUGUCCAUCACCAGCCCCCAGCUGAGAAAGUGCCUGAGAGGAAGUGUGGGGAAAUCCGGGAGCAAUACGGCAUCCAGAGAGUCGAAGCCAUGUUUCACACUUUGGAUAAAAUUAACGCCGACCCUGUCCUGCUACCUAACAUCACCCUGGGCAGUGAGAUCCGAGAUUCCUGUUGGCACUCCUCUGUGGCCCUGGAGCAGAGCAUCGAGUUCAUACGGGACUCCCUUAUCUCCAUCAGGGACGACAGGGACGGGGGCACCCGCUGUAUCUCCGACUCUCAGCUCCAGCCGCAGAGCAGAGUGAAAAAGCCCAUCGCGGGGGUCAUUGGCCCUGGCUCCAGCUCGGUUGCUAUCCAAGUCCAAAAUCUGCUCCAGCUCUUCGACAUCCCCCAGAUAGCUUACUCUGCCACCAGCAUCGACCUGAGCGACAAAACGCUGUACAAAUACUUCCUCAGGGUGGUCCCCUCUGACACCCUGCAAGCCAGGGCCAUGCUCGACAUCGUCAAGCGAUACAACUGGACCUACGUCUCCGCCGUCCACACGGAAGGAAAUUAUGGGGAAAGUGGAAUGGAAGCCUUCAAAGAGCUGGCUGCCCAAGAAGGUCUCUGCAUUGCACACUCUGACAAGAUCUACAGCAAUGCUGGGGAAAAGAGCUUUGAUCGCCUGCUCCGCAAGCUGCGAGAAAGGUUACCCAAGGCUAGAGUGGUGGUUUGCUUCUGCGAGGGAAUGACAGUCAGGGGGAUACUCAUUGCCAUGAGGCGCUUAGGAGUGCUUGGGGAGUUCCUGCUAAUUGGAAGUGAUGGUUGGGCAGACAGAGAUGAAGUCAUUGAAGGUUAUGAACCUGAAGCAAAUGGAGGCAUCACUAUCAAACUGCAGUCUCCAGAGGUGUUGUCAUUUGAUGACUACUAUCUGAAGCUGCGUCUGGACACCAACACCCGCAACCCCUGGUUUCCUGAAUUCUGGCAGCACAGAUUUCAGUGCCGCAUCCCAGGGCACCCACUAGAGAAUCCCAACUUCCAGAAGAACUGCACUGGCAAUGAAAGCCUAGAAGAAAAUUAUGUGCAGGACAGUAAAAUGGGAUUUGUCAUCAAUGCUAUAUAUGCUAUGGCUUACGGGCUACAAAAUAUGCAUCAUUCCCUUUGCCCAGGACAUAUUGGGCUGUGUGAUGCUAUGAAGCCUAUUGAUGGCAGCAAGCUCCUGGAGUUUCUCCUCAAAUCUUCAUUCAUUGGUGUUUCUGGAGAAGAAGUUUGGUUUGAUGAAAAGGGAGAUGCCCCUGGAAGGUAUGACAUCAUGAACCUGCAGUACAUAGAGCCCAACCGCUAUGACUAUGUCCUCAUCGGGACCUGGCAUGAAGGUGUGCUUAACAUUGACGACUACAGGAUUCAGAUGAACAAGAGUGGAAUGGUCCGAUCAGUGUGCAGUGAGCCUUGCUUGAAGGGCCAGAUUAAGGUGAUCAGGAAAGGAGAAGUGAGUUGCUGCUGGAUUUGCACUGCUUGCAAGGAGAACGAAUUUGUUCAGGAUGAAUUCACAUGUAAAGCCUGUGAGCUUGGAUGGUGGCCUAAUACUGACCUGACAGGCUGUGAACCCAUCCCUGUAAAGUACCUCCAGUGGAGCAAUAUAGAGUCUAUCGUGGCUGUGGUCUUUUCCUGCCUGGGGAUCCUGGUCACCAUGUUUGUCACCCUUAUCUUUGUGCUCUACAGGGACACUCCUGUUGUCAAAUCCUCCAGCCGAGAGCUCUGCUACAUUAUCCUUGCUGGCAUAUUUCUUGGUUACGUCUGCCCUUUCACCCUUAUAGCUAAACCCACCACUACAUCCUGCUACCUCCAGCGUCUUUUGGUGGGUCUGUCCUCUGCCAUGUGUUAUUCUGCCCUUGUGACCAAAACCAACCGCAUUGCACGCAUCCUGGCAGGCAGCAAAAAGAAGAUCUGCACCCGCAAGCCACGUUUCAUGAGUGCAUGGGCCCAGGUGGUAAUUGCCUCCAUUUUGAUCAGUGUGCAGCUGACACUGGUGAUCACGCUAAUCAUCCUGGAACCCCCAAUGCCCAUCCUUUCCUACCCCAGCAUUAAGGAAGUUUACCUUAUCUGCAACACCAGCAACCUAGGAGUUGUUGCUCCUGUGGGCUACAACGGACUCCUCAUCAUGAGCUGCACAUACUAUGCCUUCAAGACUCGCAAUGUGCCUGCCAAUUUCAACGAGGCCAAGUAUAUUGCAUUCACCAUGUACACCACUUGUAUCAUCUGGCUGGCCUUUGUGCCUAUCUAUUUCGGCAGCAACUACAAGAUCAUCACCACUUGCUUUGCAGUGAGCCUGAGUGUGACAGUGGCCCUGGGGUGCAUGUUCACUCCUAAGAUGUACAUCAUCAUAGCCAAGCCUGAGAGGAACGUCCGCAGUGCCUUCACCACCUCAGACGUGGUGCGUAUGCAUGUCGGGGACGGCAAGGCACCUUGCAAGUCCAACACUUUCCUCAACAUAUUUCGGAGAAAGAAGCCAGGGGCCGGAAAUCCAAAUUCUAAUGGAAAGUCUGUGUCAUGGUCUGAACCAGGUGGAAGAGAAACUCCCAAAGGGGAACACACAUGGCACAGACUCUCAGUGCACAUGAAGAACCAGGAGAUAGGGUGCAAUCAGACAGCGGUGAUCAAACCCCUCACUAAAAGCCACCAUGGCCAAAGCAAGAGCCUGACUUUUACUGACAUCAGCAGUAAGACUCUGUGCAAUGUGGAAGAGGAACAAGAUAGAGAGCCCAUUCAUGUCAACCAGUCCAGCAGCCCCUCCAUGGUGGUGCACAGGAAGGUAAUGUCGAGCCCCCCACUGCAGAGCACAGUGGAGGAGACCCACCUCUUCUUGCCUGAGCAGCCCUCCAAGACCCUGCCCCUGCAACCACAGUCUCUCAUGGACCAGCUGCAGGGAGUGGUCAACAAGAUUGCCACUGGCAUACCUGACUUAAAUGCCAUCAUCCCUGCGCCCGGCUCGGGGAACGGUGUGCAGCCCCCCACCCCGCAGCAGCGGCCUCUGACGCCUCUCCAGGUGACCGCCUUCAGCGAGGACCCCCUGUCUCCCCUGACUGAGGAUGUGGAGAGCGAGAAGCUGAAGCUCAUUCAGGGAUAUGUCUAUGAGAAGAACCCAGAGGAGGAGGACGACGAGCCAGCAACCAGUAAAGUGACUUUGGAAGAUUCUCCAGCACUGACGCCCCCAUCCCCUUUCCGGGAUUCAGUGGCUUCGGGCAGCUCUGUGCCUAGCUCACCUGUCUCGGAGUCGGUGCUCUGCACCCCCCCAGAUGUGACCUAUGCCUCUGUCAUCCUGAGGGAUUACAAGCAAAGCUCAUCCACCCUGUAG